AUGCCAAAACCCUCGAAUCGUAGAACCGUUUGGAUCAGCCCACCGUGCCAAACCGGGGCACGCAUCCGUCUUCCCUCUAUCCUCGACGAUCUCGUCGUCCCUGGUAUCUUCGACAUCGACUGCAACGCAUCUCUCUGCGUGCCGCAAGCGCCCGACUUCUGGUUACGCCCGCUACUUCCGGGUGACUUCCACACGCUCGAAAAAUCGGAACACGUAAAGGAUAUGGUGGCCAUGUUCCAUGUUACUGGCAUACUCAUCUACGCCGACUCGGAUGGAGUCUCUGUAUACGGCGAAGACGUCUUCAGCAGGCUCGACGAGGCUAGGAGGCACUAUGAGGCGAUUUGAUAUGGUGCUUCAUUUUCAAACCGAUUCGUCUCUUAGUUGGCCUGGAGUAACGAACCAAAUGGGAUUGUUGUAUGAUUUGUCUAUGCCUAACAUGUAACAAUGUUAUCGACGUCGAAGUAAAUGGCACGUGCUAUGUUUUCCUCUAUCUGGAAGGCUCAAACAUGAAAACACCAUCAUUACUUCACAUAAUGCAUUUUGCCCACUGGCUUCGUUGUCGUGCACUGCUUUCCACUCGGCUGUCGUUCUAAGUGUUGUUGUAUACUAUUAUUGCAUGCCAUUCCCUCUAAAGCAUCUGGCGCGACUGCCAGCAGGAUUUUGAAACCAUGAGACGGGCAACUUGUACAUUUCCGGCGAUACCAGAGGGUUACAGCAAUAAACACUACAAUAUCAUGGCAUGUACUUCAACAGCAUUGAAACCAAACAACCAGCACGCGUCGUAGUCGAAACCGUGGCUUGCUUCACAAACACAUAACCCUAGGUUCCAGUCACCUCCUCCUCCUCCUCCUUUGACAUCAUCGAUCUUCCAAGCCUCCAUGCUGCCUACACGUGUUUCUUCUCUCAACAAACACCCCCAACGAGGAUGUUCGGUUUCAACCUGAGCAGGACGGAAGACUCGCCGAAGGACCCAGAACAGGUUUGGUCUCAGAACGCCAUUGACUAUCCAAGACGCCCGUUGGGGCUAUGCAGGAUUACAAUUUUGCCACCUUCCUCUCUCUCUCUCUCUCUCUCGCUAAAAACGAGAGACACGCCACAAGUCUUCUCGUCUUGCUUUUUCCUUUCGCCAACAGCGUUUUUUUCUCGUGUCCGGAAUCGACAAGUGACAGCUCAGUAGAUGA
Colletotrichum destructivum is the source of this 1181-nucleotide messenger RNA. Its product is annotated as Putative rmlC-like jelly roll protein. The transcript is spliced from 2 exons. The coding region runs from base 1 to 345 and encodes 114 amino acids. The record is from RefSeq and is a predicted model, not a curated record. Lineage: Eukaryota; Fungi; Ascomycota; Sordariomycetes; Glomerellales; Glomerellaceae.